CAAAAUUUGAGCAGAGAUUAAAACCCCAGUGGACCUUCUGUCAGCCGUCAUGUUCCCGUUGUUUGCCUUGUCCGAGGAGCGAAUAGGGCAUUUGGGAGAAGCAGCCGGAGAAGAGGAAGAAUAAAUAGAUACAAUACUAUUGUCGGGAACAAUCACUAGGUUAUUUAGAUUCCUGACAAUGUGGACGCUUUACCUAAUUUGGUCGAAUCUACUCGGAGGGGUUGCUUAUUUUUUAGUGGACUGGAUGGCAUUAGUUUGAGAUAUUGCGCAUCACCGUUCUUCUAAGUUGGUUGCAGAAAGGGGAAAUCAACAUUUAGCUGUUAUGGCUGCAUUGAAUCCAAUAGACAUUAGUUCAUCAGAUAGUGAAAGUUGGGAUCUGGAUGAUUAUAGAGACUUGGAUGAAUCACCUCCAAGGGAAUCUGCUACAUCUGCCAAUUCCACCAAUUCCACGAUUCUUCCAUCAUGGUCACCUGCACCUUUCACCAAUGCGAUGGAUUAUCAAAAACAUUCCUUUCAACAAGCUUUGAAGAAGGCACUUCCGACAUCCCUUCAGCCAUCUGGGUCUAAUGCCAAAUCAAGCAAUUUAGUAGAGAAUGUGGAAAGCAGUCGGAUCCGCGAAACAUAUGAAAAGUCUUACCAUUCCACGCGGCCAAAUUUAGGCAAUGGCAAGAACUACAUGAGAGAAAAUUUCGGUAGGGGCAGGAAUGGUGAUCUAGUUAUAUAUGAAAACAAUGGAAGUACAGUACUUCCUCCAUCUCUGAUGCACGGGAGACAUGUAUCAACUACUCCUUAUGCCAGUUCGAGUGAUCCACUAUACCGUCCUGGAGUAGGUGAUGAUAGGGUUGCUGAAACUGAUGAGAGACUAAUUUAUCAAGCAGCUCUACAGGUAUUUCUCACUGCUCUGGAUAGCUAA
Messenger RNA from Ilex paraguariensis (yerba mate), 913 nucleotides. Lineage: Eukaryota; Viridiplantae; Streptophyta; Magnoliopsida; Aquifoliales; Aquifoliaceae. The record is from the annotation of a GenBank genome assembly.